AUGUCGACCGACUGGCUCUUCUCCGCGUCCGAGCUUCAGCUCACGCCGUCGCGCCGCGACGGCGUCUCGCUCGCGGCGGAGCUCGAGCGUCGGGGCGCCGCCUGCAAGCUGCUCGCGCGGCUGGCGGCGGCGCUGCGCGUGUCGCUGGCCACGCAUCGUAGCGCCUGCGUGUUCCUGCACCGCUUCCUGAUGCGGCGCUCGCUGGCGCAGUGCGACGAGCGCGUGGCCGCGGCGGCCUGCCUGCUGCUGGCGGCCAAGGCCGAGAACGACGAGACCCGGGGCGUGGACGUGGGUCGACUAGCCAAAGAGCUGACGAACGCGGAGGCCCAGGCCGUGCGCGACAUUCUUCAGUUGGAGGGGGAUGUGCUGCUGGCCCUCGGCUUCGAGCUGGAAGUGGACCACUCGUUCUGUUAUAUCGCGGCCGAGGUGGACAAGGUCGUGGCCCUGCCGGCCCUUGCGGCCCGCCGCAACGAGCUGCGCCUGAAGCUCAAGCAAGUGGCCUGGAGCUUCCUGAACGACAGCGCAAUCACGUGGACGUGUCUCGCGGUGGACGCGCCGCUGGCCGCCAGGGCCGCGGUGUUCGCCGCCGGACUGUUCCAAGGCUGCGUGUCGGAGGACGUUCUGGCCCGCGAUGGCCAGCCCUGGUGGACGGUGCUGCAGACGCCGCUGGACGUCUUGAAAGAUGCUGCAAGACACGUGCUGUCCGCCUACAUGACCCCCUUUGUGGACACCAGUGUGCUUCCGAGCGCUCUGGUCGAGUUGGUGAACGUCUUCCACUCGAAGACGGACGUGAACGAGCCCAGCGAUAUCUGCGUGCGUGAGCCUGAAGUGCUCAUUGAGACGGAACCCACGCCGCUGGACGAUGACUUCAACAAGCAGGUCGAGAUCGACGCAGAGAUCCUGUUCCAGAGCGUGGAGGGAUCUCCGGCGUUUGUGGAGCAGACCACUGCGUGGAUUGACGACUGCGUGGUGGUCGGCAAGGGAGAGCAGAGCCCGUCGAGUCCGUCCGACCCGUGCGCCGUGGAGAAGAGCCUCCCGCUCUACUCCCCGCAGAACCGCGCCAUGGACCCAUGCGCCGAAGGAUCACUACUUCUGAAGCGCUCGAUUACGUUAGCAGACAGCGGCCGCAUCAUCAAGAAGGCCAAGUUUGCACUAUGA
This is a messenger RNA of Phytophthora sojae, 1158 nucleotides long. RefSeq lists its product as hypothetical. Gene Ontology annotation, biological process: regulation of transcription by RNA polymerase II; positive regulation of DNA-templated transcription, elongation. The coding region runs from base 1 to 1158 and encodes 385 amino acids. Gene Ontology annotation, molecular function: cyclin-dependent protein serine/threonine kinase activator activity. NCBI's taxonomy places the organism in Eukaryota, Oomycota, Peronosporomycetes, Peronosporales, Peronosporaceae. The record is from RefSeq and is a predicted model, not a curated record. Gene Ontology annotation, cellular component: cyclin/CDK positive transcription elongation factor complex; nucleus. The transcript is spliced from 3 exons.